Molecule: messenger RNA, 1881 nt
Organism: Penicillium verhagenii
Lineage: Eukaryota; Fungi; Ascomycota; Eurotiomycetes; Eurotiales; Aspergillaceae
Product: guanine nucleotide exchange factor MON1
Exons: 4
Coding region: 1-1881 (626 amino acids)
Biological process (GO): vesicle-mediated transport; protein targeting to vacuole
Cellular component (GO): fungal-type vacuole membrane; Mon1-Ccz1 complex
Source: RefSeq, a predicted model, not a curated record
AUGAGUGCGUCGCAAUCAGACCCCGAGAGCGACCGCCGCGAUACGCUGGUCGAGGAGAAUCAAGCUACUCCAGCUACCCCAGCUACCUUAGCGACCGCUACCCCACCCCAUGCCGAGCGAGACCAAAGCCCAAGCUCAGAGGGGGAGCGACCUCCUCUACCUCCACGGCCAAAUACCCUCAAUCUGCUGAAUAGCGAGUCGCCAUCCCGGGCAACUUUACAGGCCGGGGCCACAACGGCUGUGUCGCGGGCGGAGAUCGAUUCACAAUCACCGGCCGGGGCAGGGAAUGCAUAUUCAUCACUAGCGAUCCGCGGUCUUUCGCAAGGCUUGAAGGCAAGAGCAAGCCUUGGCCACCUGGCGAGUUCGCGGGGUAGUGAAGCGGGGGACACGGCGAGCAUUCGAAGCUCCGUUCAAAAUGGCGAUGUGGGAGACGUAGAGGCCUUGUUCAAGGACUUUGUCACAUCCGCGCCAGAAGUUCAUUCGGGCGCAGGAAGCUUGCUUCACUUCCCCGAAUUCCCCGGUGAUGAUGUGGACGAUGAUGCGUUCCUAUCUGAAUUUGAGCCGGUCGGGGAAAUUGAUGAGGAUGCCGGAAACGAGGAUUUUAUCCUACAGCGCUUUAAGGCCAAGCAAAAACACUAUAUGAUUCUAUCCGCGGCGGGAAAGCCCAUUUGGACAAGACAUGGCGACGGGGGAUUGAUCUCCAGCUAUGUGGGAGUGAUCCAAACCAUCAUUUCUUUUUAUGAAGAUGGCGACGAUCGUCUACGGACCUUCUCUGCUGGGGACGUCAGAUUUGUCAUUGUGACCCAUGGGCCCUUGCAUCUGGUCGCAAUUAGCCGGAUGAUGGAGAGUGAGCACCAACUUGCACUACAGCUCGAAGCGUUGUACAUGCAAAUCUUAUCCACAUUGACUCUGCCUUCUCUGACUCACCUGUUCUCCGUUCGGCCAUCUACUGAUCUCAAACGACCGCUUCAGGGCUCAGAGACUCUUCUCUCUUCCCUAGCUGAUAGCUUUACCCGUGGGUCGCCAUCUACAUUGUUGUCGGCGUUGGAAUGCCUCAGGAUUCGAAAACAGCACCGCCAAUCGAUUAACAGCGCUCUUCUGAAGACCAAGGCAAGUAAUCUACUCUACGGAUUGGUCGUUGCUGGUGGACGAUUGGUCAGCGUCGUGAGGCCGAAAAAGCACUCACUACACCCCGGAGAUCUUCAACUUCUAUUUAACAUGGUCUUUGAGGCCGACGGAGUCAAAGCUGGUGGUGGAGAGAGCUGGAUUCCCAUCUGCCUCCCUGGAUUCAACAGCAGCGGAUACCUAUAUAUGUAUGUCAGCUUUCUUGACCUAAGGGGUGAUGUCGACGAGAAUGAAGACAUUUCGAAAGACGAAUCUGUCGCCAUUGUCCUCAUCAGCCCGGAUAAAGAGAGUUUCUUUGAAAUGCAAGGAAUGCGCGACGCCUUUGUGGAACAGAUGGAAAAGAACGGGAGUCUCAAGGUGAUAAAAGCUGCAAUUGACGAAGGCCGUCCUGCCACAACAGACAUCGUACCCGGCGCUGUGCUUCAUCACUUCUUAUACAAAUCACGAGCGAAUGUGCAGUUCACCAUGUCUUCUUUUGCUCCCACAUUCUCCUCCAUCUCUCGGCGUCGAAGACUAAUGUCGAUAUAUAAUAACCUCCACUCGAGCAUCCAUGCUAAAAACACACACGUGAAAGUGCAUCAUUGCGUUUCCCGAUCAGCGAGCUCAUUUGGUUGGGUGACCCCACGGUUUGAGCUUUACUGUGUCGCUGAGCCCAACGCGAACCGGAAUGCCUUAGUACAGAGUGCCACAAAAAUUGCGCAGUGGGUACAACAAGAAGAGGAAAGGCUUUUCAUUAUCGGUGGAGCAGUCUUCUAA